Molecule: messenger RNA, 1680 nt
Organism: Effrenium voratum
Lineage: Eukaryota; Dinophyceae; Suessiales; Symbiodiniaceae
Source: the annotation of a GenBank genome assembly
AUGGCGGCCGAAGGCUUGAAGAAGCUGGCUGAAAUCCAGCAGCAGCAGCUGAUGGCCUUCAAAGGCCUCGAACAGCUGACAGAAGAGCACAAGAAGUGGCGACAGACAGUCGAAGACUUGAUGCUGCAGCUUCAUUCCCAGGUUUCACAGGUUUCACAGUCACAUCCGUCAAAUCCGUCAAAUCCAUCAAAUCCUUUCUCCUCACCAUUGAGGGGGAGCUCCUCCUCAGAGCCGGGGCUCCUCCCACUGCCCGAGACAAAUGAGGGUGAGGUCGAAAGCGAGACCGAAGGUACCGAAGGUACCGAAGCGAGCGAAGUCCACAUGAAUUACAACUCAAAGAUGAGCUCCAAUGCGCUCCUGAGGUCGCGCAACACUGUCGCAGCAUUUCCAGCAGGACCACUCCGCAAGCUCGUAAUGGAAGUGCUUGCUGACUCUGCACAGGCGGAACCGAUCGACAUUUCGCCGCUGGAAAAGAUUCGCCGCCGCGUGUCUUCGCUGGUCAAAUCUCAAUGGUUUGAGUUUGCAGCUGGCUUCAUCAUUUUCUUGAACUUGAUCACCAUCGGCAUCGAGGCGCACAUCUCAGUGCGGGAAGAGGUUGUCUUUCACGGCGGUUUCUGGCCGGCAGGAGUUGAGCGGCUUUUCCUGGCGCUGUACUCCGUUGAAGCCAGCCUCAGGAUAAUAGCAGGUGGCUACGACACUUUCAAGGAUCUCUGGUUCUUGCUGGACCUGGUGCUGAUUAUAGUGGGGGUCACAGCGUUGAUUGCGGUGCCUGUGCUCGCGGGCGACUCACAGCAAGUCGACCAAUGGGCUACGCUGCUGGUGGUCCGGGGCUUGCGGCUCUUCCGCUUGCUUCGGGCGCUCAGGAUGCUGAGCCACUUCAAGAUUGUUUGGCGCUUGGUAUAUGGGCUGCUCAACGCUGGCCAGACGAUUUUCUCCACCACUGCAUUGAUUGCCGUGUUCCUUUUCAUCUUUUCAUGUGUGGCAAUGGAGGUCAUUGCCAAAGACCCGGACUUGAGAGAGAAUCCCAACACCAGGCAGCUGGUGCAAGAUCAUUUCUUUGGAAUCAACAAGGCCUUUAUCACAUUGCUGCAGUUUGUGACUUUGGACAACGUUGCGGAGGUGUACUAUCCCUUGAUUUUUGCCAAACCCUGGCUUUGCGUCUACUUCUUCCCUAUUCUCAUUUUCAUCUCCAUUGGUCUCAUGAACUUAGUUACAGCCGCCUUGGUGGAGAAUGCGAUGCAAGCAGCCGCCAUAGAAGCAGAGGAAGAGCGGAUGAAGCUAAAGGCAAAGGUGAGAUCAGCCUUGCCGUCCUUGGUCGAGAUCUUCCAAGAGCUAGACAAGGAUCAUAGCGGUCUGAUCACGCGGGAUGAAGUCGAGAACGUGCCACUGACCGCGUUACCACCGCGGGUGCUAGAUUCCAUUUGCGUGGAGAAUAUGGCUGAUCUGUUUGACUACUUGGAUGUGGACGGAACACAGAGCUUGACCCAGGUGGAGUUUGUCGAAGGCUUGCUGAAUUUGUGCUUGCUUGACAUGCCCAUCGCCAGCCUACAGUGUUUGAAGCUUUUGCAGCUUCUGCGCGAAGCAGUCAGCCAGCUAAACAGCAAGGUCGAGGGCGUGGAAGGUGAAAUGCUCACAUUCCGGAUGGGAAUCACCGAGUUCGGAAGCAACGUUCGAGUAUGA